Messenger RNA from Vigna unguiculata (cowpea), 1829 nucleotides. Its product is annotated as UDP-glycosyltransferase 83A1-like. Gene Ontology annotation, molecular function: quercetin 7-O-glucosyltransferase activity; calcium ion binding; quercetin 3-O-glucosyltransferase activity. NCBI's taxonomy places the organism in Eukaryota, Viridiplantae, Streptophyta, Magnoliopsida, Fabales, Fabaceae. The record is from RefSeq and is a predicted model, not a curated record.
CUACCCUUGCAUGCGUCCAAUUUCAUAUCACUGUCCUUUCUUCUUCCUUUUCUCAUUACUACAAACAAACAAACCCUUUGUUCACGCAUCAUUUUACAAACAAAUCCAUCCAUAUAUAAAAAAACCACCAUUAACAAAAAGGUAACAAACCCAUUCACGCAACCUUACACACCAAAAACGAUUCUACUAACUUUCACUUCAACUGCAAAAGCAACAGUUUAUACUCCAUUAUUCACCAUGGCCAUCCCACAUUUUCUUGCAAUACCUUUCCCAAUCCAAGGCCAUAUCAAUCCCCUUUUGCAGUUCUCCCAGGUUUUGGUCACAUAUGGCUGCAAAAUCACCUUCUUGAGUUCGGAUGAGAACUACCGCAAACUGAAGAGUGCAAGGGAUGGUGCUGCCAUGGACCCAAACAUAAAGUUUGUGUCUCUCCCUGAUGGUGUGGACCCUGAAGAUGAUAGAAAGGACCAGGCCAAGGUUAUUUCCACCACCAUUAAAACCAUGCGUGUUAUGCUUCCCAAGCUCAUACAAGAUGUGAAUGCUUUCGACACUCACAACAAAAUUUCUUGCAUUAUUGUCACCAAGAACAUGGGAUGGGCUUUGGAAGUUGGCCACCACUUGGGUAUAAAAGGGUCUCUGUUCUGGCCAGCCUCAGCAACUUCUCUGGCUUCCUUUAACUCCAUUCAGAGGCUUAUUGAUGAAGGAACCAUAGAUUGCAAAACUGGACUCCCUAGCAGAAACCAGGAACUGAUACAGCUUUCCUCUAAUUUGCCUUUGAUGGAAGCAGCUUCCAUGCCAUGGUACUGCUUGGAUAAUCCCUUCUUCUUCCUUCACAUGAAGCAAGAAAUGCAGAAUUUGAAUUUAGCAGAAAAAUGGCUUUGUAACACUACUUUUGAUCUUGAAGCUGGAGCUUUUUCCACAUCACCAAAGCUCCUACCAGUAGGCCCUUUAAUGGCAAAUGAGAAGAACAACAUAUUAUGUUCAUUGUGGGAAGAAGACAGAACCUGUCUAGAAUGGUUGGACCUGCAGCCACCUCAAUCUGUCAUAUAUGUUUCUUUUGGAAGUAUGGUGUCACUGAAACCAAACCAAUUCAAUGAACUAGCUCUUGGACUGGACCUCCUUAAAAGACCUUUCCUUUGGGUUGUUCGUGAAGACAAUGGUUUCGAGGUGAACAAUGCAUGUGAAUUUCGGGGAAGUCAAGGUAAAGUUGUUAGUUGGGCACCUCAGAAGAAGGUUCUGAGCCACCCUGCCAUAGCAUGUUUCAUUACCCACUGUGGUUGGAAUUCAACCAUAGAAGGUGUUUGUAAUGGGGUACCGUUCUUGUGUUGGCCAUUCUGCAGUGACCAACUUAUGAACCAGACUUAUAUUUGUGAUGUGUGGAAGGUUGGAGUUGGAUUUGACAGGGAUGAGAAUGGAAUGAUAUCAAAGGAAGAGAUAAAAAAGAAGGUGGAGCAACUACUUGUCGAUGAGGAAAUAAAGGGAAGAUCUUCCAAAUUCAUGGAAAUGGUCAUCAAGAACAAAACACAAGGUGACCACAAUCUCAACAUGUUUAUCAAUUGGGCCAAGGACUAAGAACUAAGAAUUCUCUUAAUACAGUUUUAUAGCUUUUAUAUAUAUUUAACAAAUAAAUAUACAUAAAAUAAGGAAAGAAUAGAGAAAAUAAAGUGGAAAUUAAGGUGGUGUUUUGUUAACUGUGUUAUGUAUUAUAAUAUAAAAUUUACAGAUGUGUUCUAAACUCUUCCUAAUUUUUCUAAAUCUAGUGAAGUCCUUCAUCUUUAAGGAACAUUCUCACGAACAUGCAAAUUCUAUAAAUUAAGACUUAAUUAAUUUUA